GGCACAGUCACUGCUCUCGGAGAACCCGUCCGAUGUGGCCAAGCACAUCACCAUGAUCCGGAACUGCGCGGUGGAGCACAACCUGGAGGGGGCCAUGAACAUCUUCGAGUCGCUGAAGAAGAGCGGCGCGGAGUUGAAUUCCGUGGUUUACAACACCGUGCUGGAUGCGUGCGUGGAAUGUGCUGAGCUGGAGAAGGCUCAAAGAUGGAUGGAGCAAAUGAAGAAAGAUGGAAUGUCCGACGUGGUCAGCUACAACACUUUGAUCAAAGCCCAGUUGCAGGCUGGCAACAUGAAGAAGGCCAAAGCGCUGGUUGAGGAGAUGAAGGCGGAGCAGCUCCAGCCGAACUGUAUCACCUUCAACGAGAUUGUGAACGCCACGGUCUCGGACAAGAAGCUCCGCUCGGAGGUCUGGAGCGUGAUUCAGGAGAUGCAGGCUGCUGGGGUGAAGCCCAAUCAAGUCACCUGCUCGAUCCUGCUGAAGAACCUCAACAGUUCCUCUUCAGAGGUCGAUAUCGACCAAACGAUGAGCUUGAUCAACGGCAUGGAGGAGCAGUUGGAUGAAGUCUUGCUCUCUUCCGUGGUAGAGGCCUGCGUGAGAAUCGGCAAGCCCGACCUCCUCAAUACCAAGCUGAGGCAGCUGAUGUCCGGGGAUAUCAAGGUGAACGGCUCUCACACCUUUGGAUCGUUGAUCAAGGCCUAUGGACAUGCCCACGACAUGAAGUCGGUUUGGCGAUGCUGGAAGGAAAUGCGAACACGUCACAUCAAGCCCACCAGCAUCACCGUGGGCUGCAUGAUCGAGGCGGUGGUCUCCAACGGCGACCCCGAUGGCGCCUGGCAUUUGAUCCAAGAGUUGGGCGAGGAUCCUAGCUGCAAGGGCAUCCUGAAUGCCGUGAUCUACUGCUCAGUCCUGAAGGGCUUUACCCGUGAGAAGAAUGCCGCCAAAGUCUGGGCCGUCUAUGAGGAGAUGCAGAAGCACAACAUUGACCUGUCGAUCGUGACCUACAACACCCUCCUGGACUGCUGCGCUCGCUGCUGCCGCAUGGAUGGAGUACCCGCGAUCAUCGAAGACAUGAAGAAGGCCAACAUCAAGCCCAACAUCAUCACCUACAGCACUAUGCUGAAGGGCCACUGCCAGACAGGUGACAUUUCCUCAGCCUUCAAGCUGGUGAAGGAGAUGAGGGAAGAGGCUGAUUUGGUGCCGGAUGAGAUCAUGUACAAUUCGCUCCUAGACGGCUGUGCUCAAAGCAGCUUGGUGGAUGAAGGCCUCCGAGUGCUGCAAGAGAUGCAGGAGGCCCACGUGAAGCCCAGCAACUUCACCUUGUCCGUCUUGGUGAAGUUGAUGAGCCGUGCGCGGCGCGUGGACUACGCCUUCGACCUGGUCAAGGACUUGUCGGAGAAGUACCACCUGAGCCCCAACAGCCACGUCUACGCCAACCUGGUCCAGGCGUGUUGCUUCAGCAAGCAACUGCAGCGUGGUCUCAAGACCUUGGAAGAGAUGAUGGUACGUAAGGUCCAGCCGGACAAGCGCACCUACUCUAUGCUGCUCCGAACGGCCGUUCAGCAGUGCCAGUUUGAUCAGGCGGAUGGCCUGCUUCGUGGUGCUUUAGGGGUCUCGGGAGCUUUGCCUUUCCUGGACAAGCCAUGGUCGCUGUGUCCAGGCGUCGAAGAAGCGGCCUUGUCGGAGACCUUGUCCUCCAUGGCCAGCUCUCCUGAGGGCAACAAGGUCGCUGCUGGAUUCCUCGUGGACGUGCGAAAGGAGAAGCCCAAGGUUUGGGUCGACCCUGCCGUGCAGCGCUGUGUGCUGCAAGGGGGCCAGGGAGCCGCCACUUGGACCGAGCGCAGAAGCUCCAAAGGCAAAGGCAAAGGCAAGGGGCAGCGAGCCUGAUUGCAUCAGAUUGGCCUAUGUACAGUGCUGUGAAUCCGAUGAUACUCCUCCUGACAACUUUCAUGGGCCUGCUGGACUAUUUCCGAAA
Molecule: messenger RNA, 1973 nt
Organism: Durusdinium trenchii
Lineage: Eukaryota; Dinophyceae; Suessiales; Symbiodiniaceae
Source: the annotation of a GenBank genome assembly